This is a messenger RNA of Oxyura jamaicensis (ruddy duck), 1464 nucleotides long. RefSeq names its product platelet activating factor acetylhydrolase 2 (gene PAFAH2). The record is from RefSeq and is a predicted model, not a curated record. The transcript has 11 exons. Lineage: Eukaryota; Metazoa; Chordata; Aves; Anseriformes; Anatidae. Gene Ontology annotation, molecular function: 1-alkyl-2-acetylglycerophosphocholine esterase activity. Bases 70 to 1212 code for a protein of 380 amino acids.
UGGGAGCUGUAGUACUGGGAGCACUGGUGCGUGCUGGGAGCUGUGUCCCCCCCCGCACUGCCAGGUGCCAUGGGGGGGGAGCAGUCGCUGGCGCUGCCCCCGGGGAAGGGACCCCACUGCGUGGGCUGCGUGGACGUCAUGGUGGGCCGCACGCCGCAGGGGCUCUUCCUCCGCCUCUUCUACCCCUGCGAGCCCCGGGAAGGGGCCGAGCGGCCGCGCUGGAUCCCACGCUACGAGUACAGCCGCGGGCUGGCCGACCUCGCCGGCCACAGCCGGCGCUGGGGCGCGCCCCUGCUCCACCUCGCCCUCGGCUCCUGCACAGUGCCAGUGAGCUGGAAGGCUCCCUUCAAACCCCGCAGCGGCGGCUACCCGCUGGUCAUCUUCUCCCACGGCCUGGGGGCUUUUCGCACCCUGUACUCGUCCGUCUGCACGGAGCUGGCGUCCCGGGGCUUCGUGGUGGCGGCGCUGGAGCACAGGGACCGCUCUGCCUCCGCGACGUAUUUCUGCACGGCGCAGGGCGGGCAGGAGCAGUGGAUCCGCCACCAGCGGGUGCCCCAGGGACAGAAGGAGUUUUAUUUUCGGAACAUGCAGGUUCAUCAGAGAGCGAACGAGUGCGUGCGGGCGCUCCGGCUCUUCCAGGCCAUCCGCGGCGGUCAGCCCGUCCCCAGCGUCCUGCACCGGGACUUCGACCUCUCCGUGCUGAAGGACGGCGUUGAUCUGGCCAAAGUGGCCGUCAUGGGCCAUUCGUUCGGGGGGGUGACCGCCGUGCUGGCCUUGGUGAAGGAGCCCAGCUUCAGGUGCGCGGUGGCUCUCGACGCCUGGAUGUUCCCCCUGGAGAACACGCUGUACCCGGAGGUGCCCAGCCCCGUGCUCUUCAUCAACGCCGAGAAGUUCCAGACGCCGGAAAGCAUCGCCAAAAUGAAGAGGCUGAGCUCCAGAAACAGCCAGACGAGGAUCAUAACCGUGCUGGGGUCCGUGCACCACAGCCAAACCGACUUCGCCUUCCUCACCGGGAAGCUCGUCAAGCGCAUCUUCAACGUGGGGGGCACCCUCGACCCCUACAAGGGCCUGGACAUCAUCAGCCGGGCGGCUCUGGCCUUCCUGCAAAGGCAUCUCGACCUGAGGGAGGAUUUUCAUCGCUGGGACCACCUCCUGGACGGCAUCGGCGACUCGGUCGUGCCAGAAGCACCUCCCUGCCUCUCCAAGCUGUAACCCGCCACGAGGCCGCUGCUGGGAGCCGGGUACCGGGAAAUGAUCCGCUCGGAGCCAGCACCGGGACGUUCGGGAGCCAGCCCCGAAGGGCAGGAGGGCCCCUGGGGAGAGCAGGGCCUGGGGACUGCGCCUGCGGGACGCGGCUGCGGCGCUCGCCAGGAGUGCCAGGAAAUCCCUCCCGGCCCCAGGGCUGCCGGCGGUGGGGCAGCGAGGGCUGCGGAGCUCAGGGAAUAAAACCCCUGGGGACGAGGA